Molecule: messenger RNA, 3567 nt
Organism: Puntigrus tetrazona (Sumatra barb)
Lineage: Eukaryota; Metazoa; Chordata; Actinopteri; Cypriniformes; Cyprinidae
Gene: abhd8b
Product: abhydrolase domain containing 8b
Exons: 4
Coding region: 1938-3419 (493 amino acids)
Molecular function (GO): catalytic activity
Source: RefSeq, a predicted model, not a curated record
UUAAGGUGCAGCUAUGCAGCAGUUCCUCUCUUAACCUGCAGAGAGCGCGAAUGAGCCGCGAACGUUCGGGUGCAACAAACGAGGAGCUUUUGCAGAUGGGGUUUAAUGCUCUUCAGCCAGCGUGCUUUGUGCGCCGAAGAGUCAACUGUUUCAAGCGUGUCCUUGUUGAGAAGAUCGAAAUGUCUCGAAGCUGUCAUGGUUAACAAAAUGCAUGCGAAAUGUUUUGAGCAGAGAAAGCUUUUAAAACCUCUUGAGGGGGAAGCGUGCAGAGAGCAGCCAAUCUUGAGUCUAUAUCUGGUUGGAAGAGUUACCGCAAUUAGACCUGCAUUUGUAUGUUCUUGUUCUUAUGAAGCCUUCCCAAUUUCUAUGUUCGAGGUCAACUUUUUUUUUUUUUUUUUUUUUGUUGAGAAUCAAUAAAAAUGAGAUUAAAAAUGAUCUGUGUUGAGCCAUGUUGAAUGUACAUUUCAAGGUAAUUAAUAAAAAAAAAAUCGAGAAAAUAUAUGGUGGCUGAUAGAGCGUGUUUUUAGUGAGGCUGAAACAGCAUAUGCUCAACAGGUGUAAUCCUCUUUAAUCUGGACUGCUUACUGUGGCCAUGUAGAUUUGGAAGAUAGGGAGUGAAUGAAAGCGAUAAACAGCCGUCGUUGCUCUUUUAGUUAUUACUGUUAUUGUUAUUAUAGGUUUUACGUCAAUUGAAAUCUUUAAAGUAUCUUUAAAGUAAUUAAAUCACGUGGAAAGAGAUUCUGUUUGGAUUUGUUUAUUGGAUUGAGGGUAGCAGAUUACCAUCCUACAGUUUCGUUACACUGGGAAGAGAAGCUACUGGAGUAAACAAUCCAGCAUUUUCAUGUAUCGGGAACAUCGAUAAUCAGGUAAGAUGCUGCACCGUACGGUUUGCGAAGGAAUGUAUUUGUUUGUCGUCAGAAACUGGAGGCAACCUACAAGGCCAAAGCCGCAACUAAAGGAGAGGCUGUUCCGAGACGUGAUGCAACUAAUUACACUGCUUUCAAAAAAUAGCCACUUGGUUCUUUACAUGGGAUAUUUCUUGGCAGCUAUUGUAAAUAAUAAUAUUCCAUUUAAAUGCAUAAGUAUAGAAUGUUGCAUAGUAAACACCGAGCUGGUAUUGAAUGCAACCGUGAAUAAUUGCAUCAUUCUGACAUUUCACAACAAAAAUAGAGCCGACCCUGUUAUGAAGACCAAAGAACUUUGUUUGCAUGUCAUUUUUGAAGCUUAUUCGUGUUAUUUCGUAAUCCUUGUAAGGAAUUUUUGAGGCACAGUUAGUUUGCCAUGCGUGUUAAGACCAUUUAAUUGUGAACAGUGCUAUUAAUGGUACUGCUGUUAGUAUAUUGUCUCAUGAUGAUAUUGUCAUUGAUCCUAACAAGAUAUACUUUGGAGUUUAGGUUUUACGUUUUUAGAAGGAAAUCAUACAUCACACACCCUGAAAUAGAAUAAAAUUCAUGGAGAUGCUAGUAGGUGCUAUAAUUCUGUGGUCCUGGGAGAAUGGCUAUUAGGCCUGACAAGUACAAGUACUAUAUUUGGAGCAAAAACAAACCAACAUGCAGUUUCUAACAUCGAGAGACCUUAGUCAGGUUAGACAUCAUACUGAAUUAAACAUUUAUAUAAAAAAACAGUUUACGACAUGCACUGCAUAGCUCCUAUUUCACAUCAUGUGUAGUUUUUGUUCCGUUUACUUGUUAAACAAUAUUACAAACCAUUGAACGCACUGUAUUUCUGUUGCUCACUGUCUCGUUUUCAUUCCAUUUCAAAAAUUUUAUAUGGCGCUACCUUCACUUAAGUCUACAUUGGCGGCAAAACCAUGCUCUGGUGUGCUUUUUUUGACGAGAGAAACUAGGUAGCUUGAUUGCACUCAACACAUGGAUAAUUGAUCUGCCAAACUGAUGUGUGGUAAGUCAAAUUUGCCAAAGUCUAUUUGGCAAACCUAAAUGUACUUCUUGUCUCCCCAGGUGUUCACCAUGCUCACCAGCUUUGUGGAUGGAAUAUUCUGUUGCUUUACAGGAAAGUCUACUAACGUUGUGGUCCCUAUUGAGUCCUCUGAGCCCACUGAUGGUUUUGAAUUUGUUGAGGUAAAACCAGGAAGAGUUCUGAGAGUUCGGCAUAUUAUCCCAGACAGACCAGUGGUUGAGGAGCCAGGGACUGGGGAAGGGGGCACGGUCAGCUGCAAGCGCAAAAUCUCAGUGUAUCGAAACGGACAGCUUCUGAUCGAGAACGUCAAUGAGGCCACCCAUCCAGAGCUGGUCCGCUAUCAGAACGGAGACAGCACUGUGGAUACAGAUGCUUCCAAUUGUGAAGCUCCCCCAGUAACCCAGGCAUCUGAACCCACACCGGGGUCGGUGACCGCAGCUACGGAGAUCAAACCUGCACCUCAGCAGGAUCUGCAGCAAGUGCAGAGAAGACGGCGCAAACCCAAACGCUCCAUUGUGAUCGACUGUGAGCGGAAGAUCACAUGCUGCAAAGGUACUCACUCCGACGUGGCCUUGUUUUUCAUUCAUGGAGUCGGGGGCUCGUUGGAUAUCUGGGGAAGCCAACUGGACUAUUUCUCCCAACUUGGUUACGAGGUCAUUGCCCCGGACUUGGCCGGCCAUGGUGCAAGUUCAGCUCCUCGGAUUCCCGCUGCCUAUACCUUUUACGCUUUGGCUGAAGAUGUUAGGAUCAUCUUCAAGCGAUAUGCAAAGAAGCGGAAUAUUUUAGUAGGACACUCUUACGGUGUCUCUUUUUGUACAUUCUUGGCUCAUGAGUAUCCGGAACAAGUUCAUAAAGUUGUGAUGAUUAACGGUGGAGGUCCUACAGCACUCGAGCCCAGUCUCUGCUCUGUCUUCAACUUGCCCACGUGUGUCCUUAAUUUUCUGUCCCCGUGCCUCACCUGGAGCUUUCUCAUGGCUGGUUUUGCUCAUCAGGGAACAAGAGAAAAGAAACUACUAAAAGAGAACAAUGCCUUCAACGUGUCUUCUUUCGUUCUACGGUCCAUGAUGAGUGGACAGUACUGGCCGGAGGGCGAUGAGGUUUACCAUGCUGAAAUCACAGUGCCUGUUCUGCUGGUUCACGGCAUGUACGACAAGUUUGUACCGGUACAAGAGGACCAACGUAUGGCAGAGAUCCUAUUGUUGGGGUUCCUGAAGAUCAUAGAUGAUGGAAGUCACAUGGUCAUGAUGGAGUGCCCUGAUGUAGUUAAUACUCUCUUACAUGAAUUUUUCCUGUGGCAGCCAGCAACGGCCUCAAAACCCAAGCAGGAAUCAGCCCCAACAAAGACCACUACUAAACCUCCAGAAGACACAACGAGACCAAAAACUGCCCCAAAGUCACCAUCCAAAUCUCAACCAGACUUGAUAAGACCAACAACUGCACCAAAGAGCAUCAAUACUGGGACAGAGGCUACAGUGGACAUCAGAUCUAAGGGCCUGAAAUAAAUAGCUUGUCUACCUACACAGUGAUAAGUUACAUUUAAAGGAAUAGUUUACCCAAAAAUUUUAAUUCUGUAAUUCCAAAACUGUAUGAAUUUCUUUGAUCUGCCGAACACAAAGAAAGACCAUUUGAAAAAAGUUUGUAACCAAGUUU